Messenger RNA from Rhinocladiella mackenziei CBS 650.93, 495 nucleotides. RefSeq lists its product as uncharacterized. Bases 1 to 495 code for a protein of 164 amino acids. NCBI's taxonomy places the organism in Eukaryota, Fungi, Ascomycota, Eurotiomycetes, Chaetothyriales, Herpotrichiellaceae. The transcript is spliced from 3 exons. The record is from RefSeq and is a predicted model, not a curated record.
AUGGAGAGACCCAACGUCCUAGACGUGCCGGACGAGAUGGCUUUGUCCAGAGAGAAAUUCUAUGCUGUUCUCGCUGCCCGGAUCCAACCAACUCACCGUCCACGGUGGUACCUCUCCGCACUUGCAUGUCUCGCGGCUUUGAAUCACCAGGACGAAGUCGCCUCACUAUACACGCUUCUGUUGAAGUCGUACAUACCGAAAGAGGAGCAAUUAGAUCUGACGAGGAAGAUCAGGGAGGCUCUGGUGAUUCUAGUUGGUAUUAUUGGAGCAGCAAAGAUUGGAAAUGCACUGAGAGCUUUAUCAGAAGUGACGCCAGAUGGACUCAGGGAUCCCACUUGCUACAGGAAGUGGGAAAAUCACGAACACGCGGUUGCUCGCGGCAGAGAUUUUGCGAAGAGCAUAUAUGGAGAGAAUAACGAACGAGGAAGGAGCUCGCGAAUCGCAAGUCCAGACUAUGAUUUCGUCGUGCUAGGUAAUGGAAACAUAGGAUUGUGA